This is a messenger RNA of Penicillium malachiteum, 1668 nucleotides long. RefSeq lists its product as uncharacterized. Gene Ontology annotation, biological process: transmembrane transport. NCBI's taxonomy places the organism in Eukaryota, Fungi, Ascomycota, Eurotiomycetes, Eurotiales, Aspergillaceae. Gene Ontology annotation, molecular function: transmembrane transporter activity. Gene Ontology annotation, cellular component: membrane. The record is from RefSeq and is a predicted model, not a curated record. The transcript is spliced from 2 exons. Bases 1 to 1668 code for a protein of 555 amino acids.
AUGUCCCUCAAUGCUCCUGCUAUUCCUGAUGCAGGCCAGAUUGCUCAAGAGCCUCGCAAUGACGAAAACCGCAGUGUCGUAGCUGAAAAUGAAGAUGAUCGUGAGCUACUGAAACUCGGUUAUCGUGCAGUCCUGGCCCGAGGAUGGGGCAGCUUCGACAACUUCGCGUGUUCCUUCUCGGCUCUGUACUGCAUAGGAGGCAUUCGGGUGUUGUUUUAUAUUGCUAUCAGUGCAGGUGGCCCUGCUGCUAUGUGGAGCUCUUGGGUAUCCGGUAGCAUUCUCUCGAUCAUCACCGCUGCUUGUCUCGCCGAAGCUUGUUCCAGCUAUCCCGCCGCGGGCUCGAUCUACUACUGGGCAUUCCGAUCGUGGGGUGGGGGACGUAUCGGGCGCUUCGUCUCGUUCAUGGUGGCGGCAUGGACACUGGUUGCUUGGACUGCUUUUCUGGCCUCUGAUUCCUUUGGAGUGGCGAAUUACCUCGUGUCGGAGAUAGUGGUGUUCAAUCCGGAUACAAGCUUUCCCUACAGCACCUCUGAUGUGCGUGCACGAGCCAUUGCCUGGGCAUUCUCACUGGUCUUCUUGGGAAUUGCAACGUCUCUGAACUUCCUCCCAUCGCGAAUGUAUUCCUGGGUUUUCCGUGCGGGUGUCAUCGUCAUCAUCAUUGAUAUGUUGCUCAACUUCAUCUGGCUUCCGAUUGGCGUUUCACAGACCUAUGGUUUCCAAUCUGCCGAGUUCGUGUUCACCUCAACCUACAACGGUGGAGAUGUUACGCCUAGUCUGAACUGGGCUCUAUCUUGGUAUCUGACUGCCAGCUGUUUGGUCGGUGAGGAUGCGUCGGGCCAUGUUGCAGAGGAGACCGUUUCUGCUAAGAAGGCCGCCGCGAAGGGUGUCUUCUGGGCGACUGUCGCCUCGGCUGUAUGUGGUCUUCCGAUCAUCAUCUUGUUCCUCUUCUGCAUGCCGUCCAUCGAUGUCUUCUAUGAUACCAGUGCUCCCCAGCCAUUCAUCAAUAUGUACGCGCUGGCCCUGGGUCCGCGAGCCCACGUGGUCAUGACGAUCAUCUCUAUGAUCGGUGCCAUCCUCAAUACCUCGAUCUCGCUGGUGGCUGCGUCCCGUCUGGUUUUCGCUGUCGCGCGCGAUGGUAUCUUCCCCUUCAGCCACGUUCUAGCUCGUGUCUCAAAGUCGAAGCAGCCUCACAACGCAGUGAUCUUCAUCUCGACUAUUGCUGCACUAUUGUUGUGCACCCAGCUCGCAUCUCAGGUCGCCUUUUCCAGUCUGAUCUCCACUUCGGCCGCGGGAUCGAUUGCAGCUUAUGGUCUUGUUGGCCUCGGUCGCACUUUCGUCACUCGCAAGUCCUUCCAGCCAGGCGUCUGGAAUUUGGGAAAAUUCGGCGUGGUCGCAGCUGUCAUCACGUUCAUGUGGAAUGGUUUUGCUUUUUCGAUUCUCUGUGCUCCAGAGUAUGCAAACAGCGAGAUCGACAAGGAUUCCAGUCUUUUCAAUUACGCGAUUGUGAUUAUGGGCGGUGUCACCGUUCUUGGACUAGCCGAGUGGUGGCGCAAGUCCCAGAACGAUUGGUUCCAGCAUCUUGAGACUUCUGAGUCGUCCUCGCAAAGCGAUGGCUCGAUCAAGCGGGAAUCAAAAGGCCCUAUCUCAUCUGAACCGAUGGCGGUUUGA